This is a messenger RNA of Iphiclides podalirius (scarce swallowtail), 3111 nucleotides long. Lineage: Eukaryota; Metazoa; Arthropoda; Insecta; Lepidoptera; Papilionidae. The record is from the annotation of a GenBank genome assembly.
AUGCGUGAGCGCAGCGCGGCAUGCGGCGGCCAGAGCGGCAGGGCCCGCGGCGGCGCGCGGACGAUGGCGCGCUGGCUGUGGGCGUCGACGCUCCUCAUCGCCGUGCAGGCAUGGAGACCACCACAGAGGCCGCUCCUGCUCUCGCCCUCGGCCCUCACGCAGCACCAGCGCCACCCACAUCCCACCAUACACCACCUGCAUCUCUUCGGGUGGCACCUCGAGCUGCAGGAGAACCGCGCCAUCCGGUCGCCCUACUACGACGAGUGCCAGUUCUACAAGGGGCGUGUGCUCUACGAGGACGAGUCCUCCGUGACGGUCACCGAGUGCGGUGGCCAGCUGUACGGGCUGCUGCAGGUCGGCGGCGAGGAGUUCGUGCUGCAGCCGACGAGGCCCGACGGCAGGGGCUCCCACGUGCUGCGCCGGCGGGACGUCACGCUGUCCGAGCUCCCGGCGGCCUACAACUUGACCGGCGACACGAUCGCCGACCUCGAGUUCGACUUUGACGACGAGCCACCGCUGCCGCACGUGCGCCCGCGCCACGGCGAACACUCGGACGGUAUCGAUCAAUUUCGCAACGCGCGUCCGGUUACCAGGCCCCUGUCAGGCGUUAAGGGACUGUGGCUCGAAAUGGCCAUCGUGGCCGACCACACGAUGUUGAAGUUCCACGGCCAAGAGCGAGUGAAACAUUACAUAUUAGCCCUGAUGAACAUCGUCAGUGCCAUCUUCAACGACCCGUCGCUUAAUUCGAACAUCACUCUCGUCAUAAACAAUUUGUUCAUGUACGAAGAAAAGGAUCCGAUUAUAAAAUACGGCAACGUAAAGAAAUCUUUGGAAGCUGCCAACAAAUGGAACUAUAGACAUCUAAUGAAACUUCCUGCGGACAGCACCGGCUGGGAUGCCACGAUCUGGCUGACGAGGGCGCCGCUGGGGGGCCCGUCGGGCUUCGCCUCUGUCGGAGGCAUUUGCACGCGCACCCGCUCUGCCGCCAUCGAUAGGGACGAGGGACUCACCAGCGCUUUCGUCAUCGCCCACGAACUGGGCCACCUGUUGGGUUUGACCCACGACGGUGAGGGUCAGUGCCUGUCUGAGUCACAGCGUGGCUCGGUAAUGGCGCCUACAGUGCUCGCCACUCUACACCACUUCGCAUGGUCUUCUUGCUCCAAAGAACAAUUCCAUGAGAAGUCAAAGAAAUGGUGGUGUCUGCACGAACGUAGCCAAGAUGAAGGCGUUGAGUUGGGCGGCGCUAAGGAACUCACAAACUACGUGUUCACGAUGGAUGAGCAGUGUCGGACAGAAUUCGGCGAAGGGUUUUCGGUAUGCAAGACGGUGAAGGUGCGGUCGGUGUGCGCGAGGCUGUGGUGUGCCCACCGGGGCAUGCCGCACGUGUGCCGUUCGAAGAGAGCCCCACCGCUGGAGGGCACGCCUUGCGGCACCAAUCGUUGGUGCGUGGAUCGCGUCUGCGAAUUCAUGCCGGGCCAUGGGGCUGAGAAUAAAGUGGGGGAAGCUGACAAGGGUCCAAGCUCACCCGAGUGGGAGGAGUGGGGUGCUUGGAGCGAGUGCAGCGCCGAUUGCGGAUAUGGUCUGCGCACGCGUACCAGGCAAUGUCGUUACAAGGGGUCGUCAUCGGACGCCUGCGAGGGCGCCGGCACCCAAGUGUCGGUCUGCUGGAAGGGUUCGGCAUGCGCGGCGACCCGAGACAUCCGCGCGGACAUUUGCGUGCGGCAGGCCAGCCAUCUCAUUCCGCACGUGCACCCGGACGAGAAAAAUAGCUGCGAAUCAUGGUGCGUGGACUACGCUGGGGGCGAGCCUUCUAAGUUUGGAACUCUCCCUGAUGGAUCGCCUUGCAGCUACCAACGGCCCUUUGACCUUUGUUCGCAGGGAACGUGCGUGAAAGGACAAUGCAAUACUACUGACCCUGGCUGUAACUGGUGUCCUGACGGAUAUUGUAACAACAACACGCACAUUUAUUCACGCCAACUUGGAAAAGGAUGGACUCGUUUGACGGUAAUACCACACGAGGCCCGCUUCCUGUCCGUCCACGUGUCAACGCCGAUCGCCCUUAACAUAGCCAUCAAGGAGCGCAAGAAGAACAGACCCAUCCUCGAGCUGACGAGGCAUCACUCCAAGCGCUUCGAACUGGAGAACGGGCAGGACAAGUACUUGAAGUACGACCCGAACGUACCUCAGAACCUGCAAAUAGUUGAAGUGGACAGCAACAUAAUAAACAUCAAAGAGGGCGAACACUACGGCUGGGAGGGGGAGGUUGUGGCCGCGGGGAGCCAGGUGCGGUGGAAGCAGACCGAUACUGAUGUGUUCAUAACAUCCGACUCUCGGCUUCAGACCGACUUGAUGAUUAUGGCUGUUCCGGAACGUCAAGCAAUAAGCGAAGAGUCAUUAACAGUGGAAGUAUCAGUGAACUACAGUACACCGGCUGCAAGGGCGCGUCCUAUGGAAUAUAGAUGGUCUACCGAGCGUGGUCCGUGCUCCGUUUCCUGCGGUGGGGGAUUGCGAGUCGUAAGGCAGCGGUGCCCUCGUGACCAGCACUGCACUCCGACGCGAUACGAACAUUGCAAUACGCACGGUUGCGAAUUCACCUGGGCCCCCGGCGAAUGGGAAGAGUGCAGUGCUACAUGCGGCGAGGAGGGUGUGCAAGAGAGACAGCUGUUCUGUGUACCAGCUAACGUGAGUGUGGUCUCAAAAAGGGAGCUGAUAAGACGCAGCGUGUCACCAGCUCUUUGCCCGCCAACAAAACCAGAAAAACAGCAGCCAUGUAAUCGUCUGCCUUGCCCCGUCUAUUGGCAAGAGAUGCCCUGGACUCCGUGUUCGACGACUUGUGGCCGCGGGGUGUCCCAUCGGCCGCUGGUGUGCCCGGCGGCGGACGAGCGGCUCUGCGGGCCAAAGCCCCGCGAGCGGCGCCGCCGCUGCCGCACGCGCCACUGCCCGCCGUCGGCGCGCCCGCACACUACGUGCCCCGCCACCGACGGCACCCAGUACUGCGAGCUGUUCACGCGUGACCAGCUGGAACGGAACUGUGUCGUGCCCCCGUUCAGGAAGUACUGCUGCAACGCGUGCCGCGCCGUCGACAACGCGGAGGGCACCGAUGCGCUCCAU